Monoraphidium neglectum is the source of this 3861-nucleotide messenger RNA. RefSeq names its product Helicase SEN1. Gene Ontology annotation, molecular function: helicase activity. Bases 1 to 3861 code for a protein of 1286 amino acids. The transcript has 16 exons. NCBI's taxonomy places the organism in Eukaryota, Viridiplantae, Chlorophyta, Chlorophyceae, Sphaeropleales, Selenastraceae. The record is from RefSeq and is a predicted model, not a curated record.
AUGGACCCAGAGCUCGGCGCCCUCAAGCCCCGCAUCCUGGUGUGCGCCCCCUCAAACGCCGCCAUAGACGAGCUGCUGGAGAGGAUCCUGAGGGACGGCUUCAAGGGGCGCGAGGGGGGCAGCUACCGGCCGUCGGUGUGCAGGGUGGGGGCGGAGGAGGCCCUGAACGACGGGGUCAGGCAGGUGUGGGCGGAGGAGAUGGCGGGACGGCUGCUGGCGCUGCUGCCGGAGCAGUGGGCGGCGGAGGUGGCGCGGUCCGAGGCAGGGGUGACGCAGGCGGUGGCGCGCAUCCUGUCGGGCCAGGCGCGGCUGGGGCAGCUGCCAGAGGGCGACGAGUUUGCCCGCGCCAGCCGCGACCUGGUCAACGCUUUUGAAGACCACCAGCGCGCCGCUGCCGGCCUGCAACGCCUCCGCGCCGCCGGCCCCUUCGUGCACGACGCCCGCGCCCGCCGCGCAGCGCUCGCGGCGCGCAGCGGCGCCGCUGGGGGCCCCGUCGAGCGGCGCCAGGGCGGGGCCGCUGCCGCCGCGGCGGCGCCGCCGCCUGCCGGCCAGCUUACGGCCGCCGAGGCGUUUGCGGCGGCGCCGGCGCGGCUGAGGGAGGAGCUGGAGGUGGGGUUCACUGACGAGGCAGAGAUGGUGUUCACGACGCUCAGCAGCAGCGGGCGCGGCGUGUUUGCGAAGCUGCAGCGCGGCUUCCCGCUGGUCCUCAUUGACGAGGCGGCGCAGGCCGCUGAGGUGGCGGGCCUGCAGCCGCUGGUGUACGGCGCCUCCAACGUCGUGCUCGUGGGGGACCCUCAGCAGCUGCCGGCCACGAUCCUGUCGAGCAGCGCGCGGGAGGUGCAGAUGGAGCGCUCCCUGUUCCAGCGCCUCAGCCAGGCGGGCUGCCCGGUCACCCUGCUGUCCGUCCAGUACCGCAUGCACCCUGAGAUCCGCGAGUUCCCCAGCGACUUCUUCUACCAGGGCCGCCUCACCGACGCCCCCUCCGUCCUGGCGCGGGAGCCGGCACCCUUCUACUCGGCGCCAUGCGGCGUGCUCAAGCCCUACGUGGCCUUCGACGUCGCCCGCGGCGCAGAGCGCUUCGUCGGCAAGAGCGCGCAGAACGAGGCCGAGGCGCGCCUCGCCGUCGCACUCGUUUGGGAGCUGCGCCGCUUCGAGUCUGGCGCCCGCGCCGGCGGCAGCCCCGCCCAGGCGCCUGGCCGGAAGCUUCUGCGUGAGCUCGCGGUACGGCUUCUGGGGCCGAACGCCGCCGCGGCGCUGCGGAUCGAGACCGUGGACAGCUUCCAGGGCAAGCAGCUCGACGUGGUCAUCCUUUCCUGCACGCGCGCGCGGCGGGGCGGCGCCGUAGCCGCGACAGGAGGAGCAGCGGCGGCAGGCGGCGGCGUGGGGUUCCUGGCUGACACGCGGCGGAUGAAUGUGGCGAUCACGCGCGCCAAGCAGGCGAUGUGGGUGCUCGGCAGCUUCCAGACGCUGGCCGGCGACCCGACGUGGGCGGCGCUGAUACGCGACGCGCGGGCGCGGGGUCGUGUGAUUGAGGAUGCGGCGGCGGAGGAGCUGUUUCCGGACCACGUGUACCCGGGGCCGGAGAGGGAGAGGCGGGAGGCGGCGACGGCGGCGGCGGAGGAAGAGGAGCGGCGGAGAGCGGCCCAGGCAGAGCAGCAAGAGCAGCAGCAGCAGCAGCAGCAGCAGCAGCAGCAGAGGCAAGUGAUGCAGCAGCGGUUGCAGCAGCAGCUGGGUCUGCACCACGCGUACAGCUCAGUCAAGAGCCAGCAGCAGCAGCAGCAGCAGCAGCAGCAGCAGCAGCAGCAGCAGCAGCAGCAGCAGCAGUUGCAGGCGCAGCAGCAGUUGCAGCAGCAGCAGCAGCAGCAGGAUGACGCGCCCGCCGUCCUCAACGGCAGCGGCGCCGUGCCCAGCGCCACGUCAGCGUGGCUGGAGUCGGAGGCGGCGUCGCUCGGCGGGUGCCUCGGCGCCACCAGCGCCUUCGUAUCUCGCUGCCUGACCUCCGCCGCCGCGCCGCCCUCCACGCCCGCCGCGCUUCUGCGCGCUGCGCUUGCCGCGGCGCCCGCGCUGCAAACCCUCCUCCUCGCCGCCGCCGGCGGCCCCGCCGCGGCGCCACCGGAGGCGCUCGGCGCCGCGGGCGCGGGCUUCGCCCUCGCGUCGGCGUCGCCGCGCUGCGACACGCGGCUGCUCACGUGCGCGCGCAGGCGGCUACUGCCGCCCCUGGCGGUGCGGCGCGCGCGCGUCCAAGACCACGACGAGAUCGCGCCCCUGCUGCAGCGCGCCGCUGCGCGGCACCCGAGCCUCGCGCGGCUGCCUGACAGCUGCCGCCCCGACGAGCCCUUUGCGCUGACGAGGCUCAUCGGCAGCCAGGACGCAGAGAACGCGGUGCUGGUGGCGCAGCGCAAGGGGGGCGGCCAGCUGGACUAUGCGGCCAUGACACUGCCCCAUGCGGCCCUCGAGACACCUGUCUCGCCGCUGAUGACGCCCCUGCCGCCCGCCUGCGGGCCGGCGGAGGCGGCGGCUGCAUUCCCGGAGGUCCUGGUGCUGGCGCACCGCGCGGCGUCGAUCGCAGACUUUGAGGUGCGGCUUGCGGCGCCAGGUGACACACCUGGUGUGUUCUCGCUGGUGACGGGCCUGCCCGACGCGCCGGCGCUGACGGAGCGCUUCAUGCUGGCGUUGGGCCGCAGCGCAGCCGCCGUGGCGCUCGUGCGCGGCGAGGUCGUCGGUAUGGCGGCGGCGGCAGCUUCCGCCAACACGGAAGCCCUGCGGUCGGUAUUCGACCUGGACGCCGCGCUGCCGCCCGCCAGCUUCCCAUCAGAAAGCUUCGCGCUGCUGGAGGCGUGCGCCAUUAACCCCAUAUUCGAGCCCCGCGCCGGGGCGUUCCUGUCGGCGUUCCUCAGGCUGCUCAAGCGCCGCGCCCUGCUGCACGCCGCGCCGCCCGGCGCGCCGCCCCCGCCCUGCGUCGCGGCGUGCAUGGCGCAGGUCGCGCCAAGGCUGCGCACACCGGCUGGCGCGGCGGCGGCGGCGGGCGGCUGCCUGUAUGCUUUCACCAAGGACCCGUGCCACAAGCGCGCGGUGCAUUCGAGGAUUGUGGUGGUCGGCGCGUCAGAAACGGCCCUCUCCUGCGUCGAGGCGCUGCUGACCGCGCCGCGCCACCACCGCACCGCCUUCCCAAACCUCACCCUGCUCGCGCCAGCCAGCGCGCUCGCUUUCGCAGCCGCCGGCGGCAGCGCGGCGAGCGCGCAGGAGAGCGGCUGCGGCGCCGCGGAGGCGGCGGCGCGCGCGAGGGCCGCGCGGCUGGGCUUGGAGGGGGGCGCCGCGGCGGUGUUGGUGGUGGAGGGGGCGGUGGCGGCGAUUGACAUCGAGGAGCGCGCCGUGGUGCUGGCGGACGGCUGCGGCGCCGUGCCAUACGACGUGCUGGACCCCCUGCCCGCACGGAUGGCGGCCGCCCACCCGGAAGCUUCCGGCCUCGUGGUCACCGGCGCCCAGCUCGCCGCCGCCCUCAACCGGGCCGACGCCGCGCGCGACCUGGGUAUAAGCAGCGCGCUGAUCGUCGGCGGCGGGCUGGAGGCGUAUGGGGCGCUGGCGGCCCUGCUGGACUGCGGGGUGGGCGCGGACGCGAUCACGUGGGUCGCGGCCCCCAGGGAGGCCGCGGCUGCCGGCCCACCGCAGCUGCUGCGCGCGCUCGCGCGGCGCGCAGGGCUGGAGCUGCCGGCUCCGCAGCAGGGCGCGCUGCGCGCAGUCGGCGUGGCGGGCGGCAGGGACGGCGGGGCGCGCGCCGCGUGUGUCAUGGAGGUGCGCGCGCGCUUCUGCCUGCGGCCGCUAGCUCAGGCGCACUGCGUGAAUGCGGCCACCGUCCCUUAG